UAGUCGAUGGCUAUAAAAGCCGAAGUUAGGGCCAUCUAGGGUUUCAGAGAGGUUAAACAGACGGCCACCGUCCGCCUUGACCAAGCUAAGCUUCGUCUUGGCCCUCUCGACUCUAUCUAAAGCUUUUCUCGGCUCUCUUCUUCUUCCCCUUUGCUAGGUUAGCGUUUGGUUUUUUUCCCUUCCAUCCCUUUUAGCGUUUCUCUGCAGCCAUGACGGUCAAGCUCUCCAAGUCUGAGAAGAAGGUCGAGUAUGACAAGAAGCUGUGCAGUCUCCUGGACGAGUACAGUCAGGUGCUGAUCGCGGCGGCGGACAACGUGGGGUCGAACCAGCUCCAGAACAUCCGGAGCGGGCUCCGGGGUGAUUCGGUGGUUCUCAUGGGGAAGAACACGCUGAUCAGGCGCUGCAUCAAGAUCCAUGCAGAGAAGACCGGAAACAAGGACUAUCUCAACCUCCUCCCCUUGCUUGUGGGAAAUGUGGGUUUGAUUUUCACGAAGGGAGAUCUGAAGGAGGUUCGAGAGGAAGUGGCGAAAUACAAGGUUGGAGCUCCUGCCCGUGUAGGCCUGGUUGCUCCCAUUGAUGUCGUGGUUCCUCCUGGCAACACUGGAUUAGAUCCUUCACAAACCUCCUUCUUUCAGGUGCUUAACAUCCCAACCAAGAUCAACAAGGGUACUGUUGAAAUCAUUACCCCUGUUGAGCUGAUCAAGAAAGGGGAAAAGGUUGGCUCUUCUGAGGCUGCUCUUCUUGCUAAGCUUGGCAUAAGACCAUUCUCAUAUGGUCUCAUCAUCCAGUCUGUGUACGACAAUGGGUCAGUUUUCAGCCCUGAGGUUCUGGACCUCACUGAGGAUGACUUGGUUGAGAGGUUUGCAGCUGGAGUCUCUAUAGUCACUUCACUGUCCUUGGCCCUUUCAUACCCUACUAUAGCAGCUGCACCCCAUAUGUUCAUAAAUGCAUACAAGAAUGUCCUGGCAGUUGCUAUCGCGACUGAGUAUACUUUCCCACAAGCUGAGAAGGUGAAGGAGUUUUUGAAGGACCCCAGCAAGUUUGCUGUGGCUGUUCCUGUUGAAGCUGCUGAUGCUGCUGCUGCACCUGCUGCAGCAGCCAAGGAAGAAGAGAAGAACGAGGAGCCAGCUGAGGAAUCUGAUGACGACAUGGGUUUUAGCUUGUUUGAUUAAUUAUAGUCCUCUAGGAUAUCUUUAUAAUUUUGCCUUCUUUUUAGUUCUUUUUGAUAGCUGAAAUAUUGAAGCUUUACAGUUUGCUAUGGUAGGCCGGUUUUGACCAGAGAUUCUGGAUUGAAUUUGCUUUCUUCUAGAUGCGCUAUGAUGUUAUGUUCGUUUGGUUUGUUGAAUUUGCUGAGAAUAUGAUCUGUUCUUUAAUGAUAUAUGAGUAUGAUCUUCGUUUAGUAAAA
Messenger RNA from Phoenix dactylifera (date palm), 1405 nucleotides. Its product is annotated as large ribosomal subunit protein uL10-like. Gene Ontology annotation, molecular function: structural constituent of ribosome; large ribosomal subunit rRNA binding. Gene Ontology annotation, biological process: ribosomal large subunit assembly; ribosome biogenesis; cytoplasmic translation. NCBI's taxonomy places the organism in Eukaryota, Viridiplantae, Streptophyta, Magnoliopsida, Arecales, Arecaceae. The record is from RefSeq and is a predicted model, not a curated record. Gene Ontology annotation, cellular component: cytosolic large ribosomal subunit.